AUGGGACCAGAAAAAGAUGACAACGUUGGAGAGAGAAAUCAGAGGAAAGUAGGGAAUGAUGUGAAUGAGAAGACUGAGGUCAUUCGGUACAUGUGCGAGCAGCAAAGACUUUUCCAGCCCAGACCUGGCAUCAGAAGAGGACAGACCAUUCCAGAGAGGAGAGGGUUGGAUGCAGUAAAUCUAGAGCCAUUUCGGUAUGAAGUGGGGACCAUUCCAGCAGAAUGGGAAGCCUGGUUAAGGAAAAAGAGAAAGGAUCCACCCACCAUUGAGGAAAUUCUUAAGAAUGAAAAGUAUAGAGGAGAAAUGCAACUGAAAAUCAAAGAUGUUUCUGAAAAGGACAAACUCCUUCAGGCCAAGGAGUACAAGGAGGGGCUUGUUGCUGAACCUGUUAGUACUCAAAUAAAAGGUCAUGCUUCAGCCCAUUACUAUGGAAAAAACCAGCCUUCGCAAGACCCAACCAGCAUUGCAAAUACCUUUCAGCCAGGUUCCUGGAUGCCACCAGAUGGCAGCAGCCAUAAUAAAUAAAUAGUUGUAGCAUGCAGAAUUUUGUUAAUUAAAUUAGCAGGUAGGUAAUUUCAACAAAGAACAUGACUGAAGAAGAUCUGAUUUUGCUUACAACUAUUCUGCUUUGUUUGCUAUAUUAUGUGUAAUAAAGCUCUGUAUUUAAAAUG
This is a messenger RNA of Alligator sinensis (Chinese alligator), 671 nucleotides long. RefSeq names its product NADH:ubiquinone oxidoreductase complex assembly factor 2 (gene NDUFAF2). The record is from RefSeq and is a predicted model, not a curated record. Gene Ontology annotation, cellular component: membrane. The coding region runs from base 1 to 525 and encodes 174 amino acids. Gene Ontology annotation, biological process: mitochondrial respiratory chain complex I assembly. Lineage: Eukaryota; Metazoa; Chordata; Crocodylia; Alligatoridae. The transcript has 4 exons.